This is a messenger RNA of Populus euphratica (Euphrates poplar), 2716 nucleotides long. RefSeq lists its product as uncharacterized. The record is from RefSeq and is a predicted model, not a curated record. NCBI's taxonomy places the organism in Eukaryota, Viridiplantae, Streptophyta, Magnoliopsida, Malpighiales, Salicaceae. Gene Ontology annotation, molecular function: DNA binding; DNA-binding transcription factor activity. The transcript has 7 exons. Bases 943 to 2292 code for a protein of 449 amino acids.
GCAAUUGAUAUUCUUUAACAUUCAUGCUACAGUACUGUUUAGAUUUCAAAAACAUUUUUUUUAUUUUAUGAUCCUGUUGUAAUGAAAAUGAAUUGCAUCUUUCUACAUAAACAGAACAUGGAAUCCAAUUAAGAUCAAUGAUAUAAUGACAAGAUUGGGGAGGAGAGGGAUCUAAACGAGGCUAAUCCAAUAGAGCAACAUCGUAACAUCUUUGUUUACUUGGAAGUUCUCGUAAACUUCUCCUACGAUGGAUUAUUUGAUUAAAGUAUUGAUUAGUAUCGAUUGACUGGACUAAUUUGUGGUAACUACAUGCCAAAAGGAUUCUAAUGAUUUAACAAUGUAGUGCAGAGGAACACAAGCUACCAAAAGCAUCCCGACACGGGAGUUCUUUUUUACCCCCAAAGAAUCCUAAACUUCAUCGUUUUUGUUUUAACAUCAUUAACUUAUUUACAUGAAGAGAGGAGAAGGAAGCAGGGGAGCUUCAUUGGUGGGCUCUUCUUGUUUUUGUAGAAUACAUGCAGGAAGACAGAAGCCAUCACACCAAAUACACCACCCUCUUCCUCUUUCUUAACGCAUGGCAAUUGGGGUCAUCUCAAGGUGAUUUUCUUCUUUCUCAUGGCCUCUUCCUUGCACAGUUUGAAAGUAACUUGUGCUGUCCAAAUAAUCCAUGGUUUAUUUUUCACUUUCUCUGCUUCUUUUCAGUUUUCAAGUGUUUCAUUCUAUAUUUUUUCUUCUUCUAUAUAAGAUGAUGUUUGUAUCUUGUACCGCUGCAAAUUCUGAAAAAUAUUAUAUUCUGGAGGUUUAGUACUUGUUGAGAUGGUUUUAUUGCUAUAACGUAGCUUGCCCUAAUUGCCUUGUGUUUCUAGAUAUCCUUCACUAUCUGCUAACCGGAGAGAAGGUGACAAAGUGAAGGCUGAAGAGUAGACCUCUCGUUUGAGGAUCAUGAAAUUCUAUAGUACUGUCCAGCCCUUUAAUAGAAGGAAAGGGGCGAUGUUGCAAACCCAUCCUUCGUCUGAGUCAGUAGGCUUAUAUUCUUUAAAUAAAAAUCUCCAAUAUUCUGCUGUCCUGCCUGAUUGCGUACAACCAAAACCACCCAAUUCCGUCCCACAGCCAUCCUUGUUCCUAACACGGAAAUUAAACGCGAGCCCUAUCUUGAAUGGUGCUGUUUCUUAUGGCUCCAUUGGUCAACCUCGCAAAGGCACCAUGUUCUCCGCCAGUUUACAACCAUCACCUUUGACAAUUGCUGAGAGUGAUCUCCAGCUUCCCACCUCACCUUUCCUUCAACGUCCUCAACCUCUCGAUUAUAUCACUCCCCCUUCAGACUCUUUAUUUCUUGGAGGACAAGAUCUAAUCACUGAGCCUGAAAAAGAAAAUUUGAUGGGUGUCCUGGACGAGUGCUCUGGUGGGAGCUUUACAGGUUCGCACUGCACUAAGGAGAGUUUGACAUCCACUGAGAAGCUUGUACUUCAAUAUUUAUCCAAGGAGCUUGAAAUUCCCGUCGAUGACGUCUCCCAAAAUUCCACCCUCAAUGAAGCACAGCGAGUUUCAUCGAUCCCUAUCACUGAGUUGAAUCAUUAUGCAAACCAUCGUUCAUCAGCUGCACAAAUGGAUGACAGCGUUAACCGACUUCCUGAAGCUGCAACUCCACAAAAGCAAAGAAUAAGAUGGACGACUGAGCUUCAUGACCUUUUUGUAGAUGCAGUUAAAUCCCUCGGAGGUCCUGAUGUUGCAACUCCAAAAAGUAUAUUGGGUAUUAUGAAUGUUAAGGGCUUAAGUAUCUAUCAUGUCAAGAGCCAUUUGCAGAAAUACCGCCUUGCUAAAAAAUUUCCGGAGACAAAUCAUGACAAAAGCACUUCCGCCGUGGUAGAGAAUAAAGCAGCUUCAUCGAACAGUGACAAUGAUGCACUUGUCAUUGAGUCCAAUAGAGACGUGCAAGUAACAGAGGCUUUGCGCACACAAAUUGAAAUUCAAAAGCUGCUGCAUGAGCAGCUUAAGGCACAGAAAGAGCUUCAGAUACGCAUUGAGCAGAAUGAAAAGUUCUUGAGGGAGUUAAUGGAACAGAAAGCGAUUUCGAUCCAUGAGCCAUCAUCAUUUGCUGUCCCUGUCUCAGAACCCAAACUGCUGCCUCACUCUCCAUCUGCUGAUGUUUCCUCACCAGGGCAAGCUGCAGUGAAUAGUGAUUGCUUCUUAUUCCAACCAUCAAAUCACAAAGCCUCUGACGCUGUGGUAUCUGAGAAGGCAAAAUGUCCUAAACGGGAUCGAGGACAAAAGGAACAUCCGAUCCUACUCUAAACUAGUUGACAAUUGCAGAAAAUGAAAGUUCAUUGGAAGCCAUGAUUCUGAGCAUUUGAUGACUGAAAAGCCUUCUGUAUGAUUGCCGCACUCAAGUUCUUGUGUGUAAUGCGCGCCACUUGCAAUUAUAAGAAUAAUACCAUCGUGCGCAAAUUCCAUCGCAAUAUGAGAACUAAAAAUGUUUAGGUUUGCAUCUUCAAAGAAGCUGAGGAGUGUUAGCUGAGAUUUCAAGGAGAGAAAAUCUGCCAAAUUUAUGCAGCAAAAGUUCAAUGUUUCUAGCUCAACUGUUGGUUUGACGCUUCAAUUCCGUGUUGAGCACAUCUAAUUCAAUUCACGAUGGACAAGCAGUAGGUACAACUCUCUCAGUUUAAAAAGCAACAACGGAAUAAUAACCAUCAGGUUACCUUUUAAUUUUACAUCUCCU